GACUUUUUGUUCAUAUACCUUAUUCCUACACUUCAUCCAUUGAGGUCGUCUCUCCAUAUAUACCCCCUCAUCCAUGGUCAUACAACUACUAAUCGAUCAAGUUUUUCAAAAACUGAAAGUAGCUAUGGAGGAUUUUUUCCAGUCUUUGCCGGAAGGAUUCGUAGCUGCAGCAUUGGCACUCACCAGCCCUCGAGAUGUUUCCCGAUUGUCCUCCAUCAAUUCCGUUUUCCGUUCGGCGGCACAGUGGGACAGCGUUUGGGAGAAUUUCACACCGCCGGAGUACCUGAAGGAGACGGCGGACGGUGGUGCAGUCCUAUCGAAGAAGGAGGUGUAUCUACGCCUCUGUGAUCAUCCAGUCAUCAUAGAUGAAGGAAACAAGAGUUUCUGGUUGGAUAAAAGGAGCGGGAAGAAAUGUUACAUGUUAGCUGCGAGACAAUUAUCAAUCGCUUCUUCCGAUUCCCCAAAUUGUUGGAAAUGGACACAAACACCAGAAUCAAGAUUCACAGAAGUAGCCGAACUUGUGAGUGUGAGUUUGCUUGAAAUCAUCGGCAAAAUCAGUACUUCAAUCUUUUCCCCUGAUACAACUUACGUUGCUCUUCUUGUGUUCAAAACAACAUCGAAAGCUUAUGGGUUUGAGUACCAACCGGUGGAGGUCUGUAUAGGUUUUCACGGCGACCGGAGUCGAACCCGGAUGGUGUAUCUCGACCCUGAAGCAGGGCGGAGACGAGGACUCCGAUCAAGGAGAGGGAUUGGGAUGUUUAGCAAAGGAGGAUUCGCGAAUUUGGAUGUGGUGCCUCCGCCUUCUAAAGAGAAUGGUCCAAAACAAAGAGAAGAUGGAUGGUUUGAGAUUGAGAUCGGAGAAUACUUUAAUGGCGGUGGUGAUGCGGCGGAAAUGGAGUUGAGUGUGGCGGAGGUCAACGGAGGGAAUUGGAAGACUGGUCUUGUUAUUGAAGGUAUCGAGUUCAGGCCAAAAACUUUUGUUGAUUAGGAUAAUUGAUUAAGAAUUAAGAGUGAAGCAAGUAGUUGUGAAGUUUAGUAAUAUGGUUGUAUAUUUAUCUAUAUGAUUAACUAUUGAUUGAUUGAUGAUUAGGAUAAUUGCUGAAAAUAAAAUGUAUACAUACGAGUGAAUUUUUGGAAUUAUAUUUUGAAAGCCUUUUUUUUUUU
This is a messenger RNA of Lactuca saligna, 1164 nucleotides long. NCBI's taxonomy places the organism in Eukaryota, Viridiplantae, Streptophyta, Magnoliopsida, Asterales, Asteraceae. The record is from the annotation of a GenBank genome assembly.